AUGCUUUUCUUGGGGGCUCUUCUGCUCUGCCUUCAGAUCGUCGUGGGAACAACGACGUCGGCGUCAGGAUCCGCCACAACAACGUCCUCUGCAAGAGGCGACCCCGUCAUCACCGUUCCGCUAGCUGCCCUAAGUGGAGACAAGUUCUACAAUGCCUAUGUCAGCGAUGUGGCGGUGAGACUCGACUUGUUGCAACCAGACUUGUGGAUCCCCGACCCAAACUACCAGCUGUACUGUAACCGCAGUAACAGCUCAAACACAACGGCGACCUUGUCGUGUAACUCAGACGUUACCUCCCGAUACGGCGUCUUGUACGAGGAUUACACCACUACGUUCACCGACUCACAAGGCACCGCCACGGCCACCGUGGAUGUGGUGGAUCGCCUGGAGAACUACGUCUCCAUACCGUACCCAAACGGCAUCGCUGCCGAUGGCGAGGUGGCUAUGGCAGACCUCUACUUCGUGGACUCCCAGGAGGUGGUCUAUCCGUUGGAUCUGUUCAACUUUAUUUACGUUAACGACACGAAUAUGAUGGCUGGCGGCUUCGGCUUGGCCAACAACCCCAGAGGAACCGGCAUCUUGAACUACCUCUACAACGCCAACUUGAUCGAGAGCCGCGGUUACUCUGCUUUCCUUCUGCAUGACAACGUGGACGACGACGCCUACGGUGAGCUUUUGCUUGGUGGUGUCGACCGCUCCAUGUUUACGGGUGAUCUAGUUUCGUUCCCCGUGUUGCCCUACGAGGGCUUGGACUCUGGUUCGACUCUCCCCACAGUCCUCUUGACUGACCUUAAAGUGGUCAACUCCAACACUUCUCAGUCAGUGUCGCUUCUUUCGGGCAAAUCUGAGCCAGUGCUCCUCGACCCUCGCUUGUCUUUCAACUUUCUUCCGUUGGACGUCAUCAUCAGAUUAGCCCUCCAAGCAAAUGCAUUUUAUAACAAUGAGCGGGGCGAGUGGAUCGUCAAGUGCUCCGAUGUCGAGGAUUCCAACGCAGAAUUCCAUUACAAUUUCGGUCCUUUGACCAUCAAGGCGCCUUUGUCGUCGUUCCUUUACGGUAAUCUGAACGAUACCGGUUUAAGGUUCUCAAGCGGCUCAAAGGCGUGUCUACUCAAUGUGAGCCCUUCGUCAUACCUCGGCUACAGUUGCUUGGGUCUUCCAUUCUUGACGAACGCUUACUUCGUGAUGGACAACGACGGAGGCAACAUCGCCCUCGCUAACAAGAACACAGACCACGAGGUUGGCACUGAUCUUUACACAGACAUCAAAACAUCCACCUCUGACUACCUGUCAGGGUCAUCCGCUUCUUCAAGCCUGCCUUCUCUUAAUCCUUCUGCAUCAUUCAUCAAGUCAGGCAGCAUACCAUGGGCUACGAAAGUCAAUACCACCCAAACAGAUACAAUGACAUUCGGCUCAGCAAACUCCACAGCCGCAGAGGCCAUUUUGACGCGAUACUCACAAGCAUCUAUCAUCUCUGGUGAGGUCAUCGUGACAAGGGAACCUUCAUCAACCACUCGUUGUCAUCCACUGCUGCUGCAGGCCCAGGCAUAG
Candidozyma pseudohaemuli is the source of this 1548-nucleotide messenger RNA. RefSeq names its product putative aspartic endopeptidase (gene YPS7). NCBI's taxonomy places the organism in Eukaryota, Fungi, Ascomycota, Pichiomycetes, Serinales, Metschnikowiaceae. Bases 1 to 1548 code for a protein of 515 amino acids. The record is from RefSeq and is a predicted model, not a curated record. The transcript is spliced from 2 exons.